AUGCCGGAGCUGGCAGAGCUGAGCAGCCCCCGCACCCCUGCAGACGCGGACCACAUCCAGAGGAACAUCUUGGAGGAACAUGUGGAGCUCUGGUGGUUUCAGGACCCUAAGAAGUCCAUCCUGUGCUAUGGGAUGGCUGUGGUGCUGAUCCUGGCCUGCGGGAUCGGGGGCAUCAUCCUGCUGUAUAGCACUAGCAGCCGGUCUGGAGAGUGGCGGCUGGCCGUGGGCACCACGCUCUGCCUCCUGGCUGCUCGUGCGCUGCUGAAGCAGCUGCUGAGCUCUGCAAUCCAGGACAUGAACUGCAUCCGCAGCCGGGAUCAGAUCGAACUCCUGAAGAGCGGGGGCUUCUCGGACUGCCUGGUGCUGCUGCUCAGCGCACUGGUGCUGGUGGUCUGCGGGGUUGUGCUCACCAUCCUCUCCACCACGACCAUGCAGCUCAGCCCUGCACGGCCGCUGGCCAGCAUGUUCACCAGCGGGGUUGUCCUCCUGACUGCUGGCAGUGCCAUCCUCCUCUGCCUGCUGCUCUACUUGCUCUGCACCUCCUGCCGCCACGCUCCCUGCCUGGGGGGUGGGCUCAGCUCCAGCGCAUGGACCAUAGCUCUCCAGGUGGUACUGCCGCAGAAGGGAGCUCCACUAGGCUCCAAAGAAUGGGACAGAGGCAUCACCACUUGA
This is a messenger RNA of Egretta garzetta (little egret), 672 nucleotides long. Its product is annotated as transmembrane protein 125-like. NCBI's taxonomy places the organism in Eukaryota, Metazoa, Chordata, Aves, Pelecaniformes, Ardeidae. The record is from RefSeq and is a predicted model, not a curated record. The coding region runs from base 1 to 672 and encodes 223 amino acids. The transcript is spliced from 2 exons.